CCCCACCCCUUUCUCAUGCGCUCUCUCUCUCUCUCUCUCUCUCUCUAGGGUUUUAGCAGAACCAUUACCAUUUCUUUGCGAAAGAAAAAUGGCUUCCAAGACCCUAUUCCGAACCGGAGCUUCUGUUCUGAACCGGUUCUUUGUCAACUCGUUUCUUCACCCAAACCAGAAUCCCAAUAACCAAAUCGCACCUCACGUCCUCGAUAUCUGUCCGAAGCUCCUCCCAUCGCUCUCCAAGUCCCAGAUCUCCCUCCAAUUGCCGCAGAAAAACGACGCCGAAUCUCUGAGAAAAGCUACCUCUGAGGGGUUCCUUUACCCCUGUGGCCUCCCUUCUCUCAGGUUCUUCUUACCAGACGGAGAUGUUUCUUCUUCAAAUGAGCCAAUGCUUUUAUUUCCCAAAAGGACUUUCCAACCUAGCCUCAUCCGGCGUAAGAGGAAUCAUGGCUUCUUUGCUCGCAAGGCAACCAAGGGUGGGAGGCGAGUCAUUGCUCGAAGAAUAGCGAAAGGCCGGGCAAGAAUUACGGCCUAGCUAGCAUCUUUGCCUCUUGUUUUGAGUGAAAUCAGGUAGAGAGAAGGAAAGAAAAAAGAGAUGAGUUGGAGAAAAAACCGAAAACGUAUAUUAGACAGUGUAUAAAUAAGGGAAUUCAUCUCAUCUCAUCUCAUCUCAUUGUAUUGUAGUGCCUAUAUAUACAUGAAGGAAAAAAUAAAAAAGAGAAUAAAGUUUGUUACAAAUGAUAGUAGAGAAUAACAAUAUAUUUCCUCUAUGGUUCUACUCUA
Messenger RNA from Juglans regia (Persian walnut), 777 nucleotides. RefSeq lists its product as uncharacterized. Lineage: Eukaryota; Viridiplantae; Streptophyta; Magnoliopsida; Fagales; Juglandaceae. Gene Ontology annotation, biological process: translation. Gene Ontology annotation, cellular component: ribosome; mitochondrial large ribosomal subunit. Bases 89 to 529 code for a protein of 146 amino acids. Gene Ontology annotation, molecular function: structural constituent of ribosome. The record is from RefSeq and is a predicted model, not a curated record. The transcript has 4 exons.